AUGGUUCCAGCCAAGCAGAGGGAUGUGGUUCGAUGCUGGAUUUGGUUUUUGGAAGACUUCUUGUUGUCAAAGCUUAAGUUUUUUUCAGCAUUAGAAACUUGUGAAUUGAGAGCACUCUAUGAGUGGAAUGAUCUUCAUGUGGACAAGAAGACCCAUGAGAGUAUCAACAACAGAUUGGCUUUGGUGAUGAAGAGUGGAAAGUACACUCUUGGUUACAAAACUGUGCUUAAAACUCUAAGGAGCUCCAAAGGAAAAUUGAUUUUAUUAUCAAACAAUUGCCCUCCUUUGAGGAAAUCUGAGAUUGAGUAUUAUGCUAUGCUUGCGAAGGUUGGGGUUCAUCAUUAUAAUGGAAACAAUGUCGACUUGGGAACUGCUUGUGGCAAGUAUUUCCGUGUAUCUUGCCUGAGCAUUAUUGAUGCAGGUGAUUCUGAUAUCAUCAAGACUGUCCCUGUUAUAUGGUCAUAUGAGUAUUAUUUACCUUCGGUAGCUUUUGGUUUUGGACAUGUGAGUGGUGAGUUGUCACAUGAGAUUGGCAGGCAGGUUUGGUGGUGGGGUUUAGUGAAAGGUAUUGUUCAAGGUGAUAUGGAUAGUGUGUUUAGUGAAGAGAUAGGUGCAGAUAAGCUUUCUAAGCUCAAAGGCACUAGCAGCGUAUUGAAUGUAAAUAGAUGGGGAGAAAGGAAAGUAUCUGGGUCAUGUGCUUCGAGCCUCAAAGAGAAAUCACCCAUCAGAGGCGCUGCUGGAAAAAUAGUGUCGGCAUUUCAUUUGGUGGUUAGUGAGAAACCCAAUGACGAAGCUGAGAAGAGUGAUUGCAAGUCUUCAGUUCGUCGUGUGAGGAAGAUGUUGAUAUUGCCUGUAGCAGUAAUGGUAAGCGAGAUGAACUUAGUUAAUAUAGCAACAGAUUAA
This is a messenger RNA of Dovyalis caffra, 903 nucleotides long. The record is from the annotation of a GenBank genome assembly. Lineage: Eukaryota; Viridiplantae; Streptophyta; Magnoliopsida; Malpighiales; Salicaceae.